UUGGUGGCUGGUCUUGGUUGGGGGCCGUCCCGCAUCUAGGGCAGGAAGAUGGUGGCCGCAAAGAAGACGAAAAAGUCGCUGGAGUCGAUCAACUCAAGGCUCCAGCUUGUUAUGAAAAGUGGAAAGUAUGUGCUGGGGUACAAGCAGACUUUGAAGACGAUCAGACAAGGCAAAGCGAAAUUGGUCAUCCUCACCAACAACUGCCCAGCUUUGAGGAAAUCUGAAAUAGAGUAUUAUGCCAUGUUAGCCAAAACUGGUGUUCAUCAUUACAGUGGCAAUAAUAUUGAAUUGGGCACAGUAUGUGGAAAAUACUACAGUGUAUGCACACUGGCCAUCAUUGAUCCAGGUGACUCUGAUAUCAUUAGAAGCAUGCCAGAACAGACUGGUGAAAAGUAAAUCAUGUACAUUUUUUCUUUAAUAAAACUUGCUAGAGCUUGU
Nycticebus coucang (slow loris) is the source of this 438-nucleotide messenger RNA. Its product is annotated as 60S ribosomal protein L30-like. The record is from RefSeq and is a predicted model, not a curated record. The transcript has a single exon. Bases 49 to 396 code for a protein of 115 amino acids. Gene Ontology annotation, molecular function: structural constituent of ribosome; RNA binding. Lineage: Eukaryota; Metazoa; Chordata; Mammalia; Primates; Lorisidae. Gene Ontology annotation, cellular component: cytosolic large ribosomal subunit.